Molecule: messenger RNA, 11025 nt
Organism: Hylaeus anthracinus
Lineage: Eukaryota; Metazoa; Arthropoda; Insecta; Hymenoptera; Colletidae
Exons: 9
Coding region: 210-3311 (1033 amino acids)
Source: RefSeq, a predicted model, not a curated record
AUCGAAAAAUAUGGCGUCAGGAUUACCGAGCGCUCGUCAGAGGAAGCUUGGACCAGCGCCGAUAGCAUCCUUCGAAGACCUGUCCGACGAGGUGGAAAACGGUGACCUGUGUCCACAACCAACCAACUACCAACUACCCACCACCAGCCACCAACCACCACACCCCAGUGACUGUCAUCCGAGCGACAAAACCAGCCUUACGAAUUUGAAUGCAGGGGGAACCGGCUGCGCGAAUGCCAGGCAUCGUCGAGGUCACCACACCGGCAACGCCUGGCAGUUCGCUAAAGACACCCAGCACACCGAGAAUAGACAUCAGCCGGGCCAGCAGUUCCUCUCAUCAUGAGGACAGUAACUCCAGGGACUCGACGCCGGAGAGGGAGCUCCUCGCAGGGGGAGAACCUCCAGCUGGGUGCAAAUUGACUCUGGGUUACAAAGAGGACGCUCAGGAUCUGAGAUCGUCAACGGAAGAGCUAGACUUGCAAGAUCCCAUCCACGAGCAAGAUCUCAGAAGAGAGUCGAAGAAGCUGGCCAAGAGACGAAAGGAGGAUGGCUCGCUGUCGGACUACAGUGGCAAGCAGUUGGACAGAGAGCGGAAGGACAGCAACUGUUCCGAGAUCGUCCUGCUGAACAUCAGUGGCAGGACGUCGAGACUGUCAUCGGUGGGUAGCCAAGGUUCUGGAGCCUCUGGGAAACUCUCCGUCGUUUCGGCUACUUCGUCCAGGUCGCCGAGUCCGCACAAAUGUUUACUGGAGACGUCGUUCUGCGGGAGCAAGCCAACCCUGGCUGACAACCUGAUCGAGCCGUCGAAGCCAGAGACUGACGACCUGGAGAAGAUUCUGCUGAAGCGGGAAGCGGACACCACCAAAGCCCUGAUUCCAGAGAGCAUAAAAGUCUCCAUGGUCGACGGAAAUCUGAAACCUGAUCCCCUGGACAAGCCGCGGAGGCGUGGUCGCGAGGAGAGGAAAGAAAUUUUCAAGAGAGAGGUGGAGAUCACGAAGAGAUUCUUGGAGAAGGUUAACAUAGAGGUACCUAUUCUGAGGAAGCCAGUGGACGCGCAAAGUUCAGCGACGACGCCGGAAGAACGGGUCAGAUCUCUGAUACAAGAGGUUCAGAAGCCGGCGAGUCUGGACUUCAACGACAAGAGAAAGAAGACGCAGAAUUUCAAAGAGAUAGUGCAAACCACUCCAACGUCUAGCAGCGUAACCGGAAGCCCGAAAUUGCCCAGGCAUCAGAAAGUGCGCGACCUGGAGGGCUCUCGAACGCCCAGUCCCUCUUCCGUUUCUCGAAAAAGCAGCUUCGCGUCCCUGUUCAAGGCUCGUACAGACAGCAGUGUGUUGAGCCCAGAAUCACCGUCGCCCAACGCGAAACCACGGCGUAGCCUGACCUCGAAGAUAAAGGACACCACGGAGAGCUUGCGCAGCAGGUCGAAGUCCCGCGAGAGGGUUUCCGCGGACAGCAGUAGAGCGUCCAGUUUGAAAAAGGACUCGAAGAACAAGGGUGUGUUCUCGUCGACGUUGAGUCUGUUCAAGAAACGCGAAAGAAAGAAGAGCUACGACGAGGCGAUCGCAGCCGCCAGCGGGACCAUCGAUCUGGCCGACUCUGGCGAGCAUCCGUCCCUGGAGAGCAUCGGUAACGUGGAGUUCCGGUUCAACGCCGACAAAGAGAGCCGCCAGGACGACUCCAUCUUCAUAAGCCUCCACGCGGACGACAGGAACUACGAGGAGGCUCUGCCAUCGGAGAGCGUCUCGAUCCCGUUGGAAACGCCGACGAAGCUGCUAGACGAAUACGAAUCGGAGCCUUGCACCGGGAGCAUAGUCACGGAGGUCUCGAUCGAGCAUCACCCAGUCCCGUCGAAGAUCAAAACCGAGGCUCAGAUCGAGACCACCUCCAGAGCCUACUCGCGGGACAGCCAGAUCUCGCAAAGCCUGUCGAAGGAAUCGGAGAUUUCGAAGAGUUCCUCGAAGGACUCGAAGCUCGGUGGUCACGGUAGGGUAGCCGAGGGCUCCGUAAGGCCUUCGUCCUCGUCGUCUCUCGACAGCAAGCCUCCGGAGCACAGAGUAUCCAGCAGCUCCUCGAAAGAUUCGAUCGGGAAAAAGGAAGUGACGAAACCGAAGAGGAAGAGCAAAGAAGUGCAACAGAUAGAGCCACCGGAGAGAAUAGACGAGGAUGGACAGCGACAGAGACAGACCAAGGAACAGGCUCAGAAUCGAGACAUCAGGAAGUCCGAGUUACUGGACGACGGGCUCAGGCCCGAGGACGGUCUCGCAAAAGCGCCUAGCGUGAUCUCCGAUCUGGAUCACAACAGCUCGGAGUCGGAGAGGGACUCCGAGAUCGAGUUCAUCAGGAACAAGGUCGAGAAACUCGCCCAGGAGUUGCCCGACGAGAGGAAGGGCCUGUUCUACGAGGAGAGCUUCGAGGAGGAUCUUCCCUACGUACCAACGACUUUACCCUUAGAGAAAAGCGUGGCUAUGCCGAUCCUGCCUGUGAAACAACGACUUCAGGAAGUAAGAACGAUACCCACCGAGAGGCCGCGGUCCACGACACCCAUAAAUCCCACCCUCCUCGACGAGUUCGUGAUGCAGACGUCCCUGGACGAGCGUCGCAUCGAGAAGAUGAAGAUAUCCCUGCCGCGCGAGGACAGCCGAAAACUGAAGAGCCCGCGGAAGCACGCGGCGAACACCUUCUCGGAGUUCGCGGGCAAAGUGCCCGACGGGGGUCGAAAGGGCGCGGGGAAGUCCCCGAGUCCUCCGCCACUGCCACCGAGGGCCCCGGCCAGGCCAACCAACUGGAUCAACUUUGAGGAGAUCCCGGAGAAGAGGAAAGCACCGAAGAAGAUCCAGACCAUCCCGAAGGCCGAUGACGAACCGAAGUCCGGCGGGUACAGCUACGUGCAACCAGAAGAAUGCAGUUUAGCGCGCACUACAAGUCUGCAAAGUUAUCGAACCACCUUUCAAAAACACCCCGCAUACACGUAUGCUCUUACGGCGAUCAACAGGUGCGAGUGCCACGAGGAGUCGCGAAGGGCGACGAUGAGAGAGGCAGCCGCGACGACGAGAACGUCAUCCUCUUGCAGCAGCAACGGCGAGCGAUCGUGCAACGGUGACAAUUGCACGGUGCCGGGUACGGGUUCCGUGGAUCGUGCCAGCAUCGUCAGUGACAGCUCGCUGGAGUGUAGCCUGAGCAUCGAGGAGGGCACGCAAACCCUUCUCGCAGACUCCUCGUCGAAACCGUUCGGCAUGGACCUCGACGUCCGGUCGAACAGGUCCAGCAUCGUGUCGCAGGACGAGUCCGACGAGAUCCAGCACCAAUAAUAGUUUCACGGCACGCCUCCUCGCCUUAUUCUCCUUACCGGAUUCUCCUCCUCGUUCGAAUUACCCUCACAGAAUUCUCGUUGCUCCCUCUAGUGGUGUUCAGUGUUGCUGGACAACGAACGAACUCCGCUCUUCUUUGCGCCCCGCGAUGUUUUCUUUCUCUAAAGCAGUGUUUCGUACCGACGAUAUUGGGGAGCGUACGUCAGUGGCGGGUCUAAUGCGAAGCUCACGGAGUUUAGUCUGCAAACGGUGUCCAUCGGUGUGGGAGGUAUUGAAAAGGUAAAGUUAUCUGUGUGCUCUGCAGCGCGUGUUAUCACUGAGAAUUUAUCGGUGAGACCAUGUGACAGUAUAUGGGGCAUUCGUUUCAUCCUGGAGGAAAGGCAUCGAAAGUAGUAUCGUUGGUGUUCCCAGACUCCCUCCAUUGCACACGUAGCAGAACACCGUGGAGGUUUUAGGUCUUUCGAAGAUCUCCCUCACGAAAAAAAAAAAAUAUUCACGACAACCUACUACCAUGAUAUAAUAGCUCACAGAUACUACACUUGACGCAAGUUAGGCGAAACACCCUGUAUACCAUUCGUCACGCUGCGACGAAUGACGGUAGAGAAUUUCAGUGGACUCGUAAGUCUUAAAGGGGCACUGAUCCAUUGCAUUUUAGAGAGGUAAAACCUAAAUAAUAUCUUAGGUUUCAAGACGCCGUUUAAGGAUUAAACUUCGCGGAAGGCUUAGGACGACCCCCCUGAGACCUGGUAAUAAGUAUAAACAAAAAUGAUUAGUGACUUCUUUAUUAGAGUCCUCUUAUAAAUCUAUUCAAUAAUAUAGAAAUAAUUACUAAUUUUGAUGGUAUCUUUCUAGUGUCUUGCGUUGUUGUUCGAAUAUUUGAAAUUCAAAGUAAACGCUUUUGUGUUGAUUUCGUUAACGAUUUUGAAGGAUGCUAAGUAACAAUAUAGGAAAUAUAUGUGGUUGAUAAAUAAAUACAGUAUUCGCGAACAAUGUGUUUAGAAGGAUGACACGGAAAGAGUAGCUCGAGGUCCUCAGAAAUAUAUCUAGAUCCGUCACUGAUGACUAUACACACUUUCAAGUUUGGUGAUCGAGCAGAUCACUGUGGCUCGCUCGUCCUUUCAACGUGGUAUAGCCGAUGGUUACAUUCUAUCCUCUUCCUUUUAUAAACUAGAUGCCGAAAAAUUUAUGUUCUGUUACGGCAUAAUGAUCAAACAAAAAUAAACGAAUGUAAGUGUGACAAGUGUACCAAGGAGUAGGGAUCGAUGAAGACGGAGUUGUUUGUUGUUCAGCUCGCACAAAGGAGUGUCAUAUAGGAUCCAGUGAUGCCAAGUAUGCUUCCCAUUCGUACAUACGCGUCGGUCACACCUGAGUGCGCAAUACUGUAGCUGUAGGAAACGACGCGUGGUUCCAAUUCUUUUGUAAUUCUAUUUUUCUUUGAGGUGACGAAGGGUGCCAGUUUCACGAACGUAUUAAAUACUUUAUUGGCGCUUCAGACGCUGCAGCGGGAAACAUUUCUGGGAUCACUGUAUAGGUCACGUAUGCCACGCGAGAUCUGUAAUUUUUCUCGUCUUUUCUCAUCGUUGGCAGCAAUGGUAAGCAGUCGUUUGUGUUUUCCUGAAAUCUCGACUAAUUAAAAUAAAACCGUCAUUACCAACGUAACGAAUGAGCGGAACAGUCGAAAUAAUUUUCACGAGUGGAGCUUCGCAACUGCAGCUUCUAAAGACCCUCUAAAAAAUUUACGAGGUAACGUUGGGUCGGGUCGUGUCCAUUUUUCAGCCAUUUCCACGAAAUUCGAUUUGAGAAGCAUAGAAUGUUUUAGUGCUCGAAUAUAUUUAAUGCUAGAAAUUUCAGUCAGAUUUUUCGACUAAAAUUUGAAAAAGUCAUAACUCUCACUGGGAUAAAUGGCUUCGAAUGAUUAAUACGAUAAACUGCGUGCCGUUAGGUGAAGAAUUUUUAAAAAAUAUGAAACUAUCCAAAGGGUCUAUUUUUUAGAACUUUUGGUCGGAAAAAUGUACAAAAAGUUGCCUAAUCUUUACAAAUUCGUAGCUCAUUCAAUAACGAAUAUGUUGGAUUGAAACUUUUUUUCAUUGUAAAUCUCAUGGAACCCUACGACAAACAUACAGAAAAAGCUUUUCCCUAAAGUGAAAACCAAAUUUUUGAAAAAUGAAAGAUUGAUUUUUUUAAGAAUUCGUUAGGAUACCAAUUGCCGAAUUUUCCUCGUUAGCUGAAAAAUGACGACAUCCAAUCAUAAUCGAGCAACGUUCUUUCGUGACUCGUACCAGAGGAUUUCCACAGUUUCAUGAAAACGCGAACGACACGGACGGUCCGUUACCUUUUCGCUAGUCGUCUAUCAAACACUUGUAAAUACGUACCUUGUAAUAGUCGAAUAUCGGCAUUCUCGCGUGAUUUUAUUCUAAGGGCGUACCAUACCUUCCUACGAGAACCCCCGUUCGUUUCCUCGUUACUUAGAGUCUCACGUUACCUAUAACGGACAAAAGCAUGCCUGUUGGUAUGCGUACGUUGACCAAAUGCUUCCUUACGAUAGCGAACGUAAUCAUGUGAUUUCGCACGGGUUUCGAUCGCGGACGGUGGCUCGUGGCCAACGCAAUCAUCGACGCUUCAUAUCAUGUAGAUAGACCUAGAUCUGUAAGUGUUUCCGCCGCGGUAUAGAGGGAUACAAACGCGAGGAGAAAUUUAUCAAAUUGUUGAAACCGAGCGAUUGAUAUCGGCGUACCAUCGCUCGGACGUUCCAGCCAGGCUGUAACAUAAACGGUUAGAAAGAAACGGAAAGGAGACGAUGUUUCGAGUACUGUACCGAGCUGGAAAGAAGGCUAGCGGGAGGAAUCGGAAUAGGGAUCGGCAGCAUGGCGAUAUAGUCACGCCUCUCUACGCGUCGUUGUAGCAUAUUAUUUUUCGAAAUGGUCGUAUUUAAAUAACAAAGAAAAGAAAUACACGCGUAGAAACAAAGUAAAAUGAUGCGAUGCGAACAGUGUCAACGCGUAAAACAAAUUAUUGAAUAUAGGGGGCAAUAGGGGGGCUACGAGAACGUGAACGGUGGCUAAUCUGCUUUCCAGCUCGAUAUAGUGUAUCGAUCGAAUCGCUUCCGUAUCUGUUGAAAAGGCUAGCAAAGAAUUAUCAUUGAGAGAACGUGGAUAAAAACGAAUGCAAACGGUAUGGAACAGAUUGUUCGCAAACAUUGUUCACGCGUUUCUAGAUAGACUGUUCUAUCGGUAAGGGUAAUGUGUAAAUGAGUAUGUGCACGUGUGUGUGUGUAUGUGUGGAGAGGUGUGUUCACAGCACCCUGUGGUGCACUUCAUAUCCAUGGAAUUCGCAUUUUUUCCUAACGACUUAGCAUUUCUCUUUGUUCUCUCCCGAGGACCAUCUCAGUCUUUGUCGGAAACGAGCCACCGUUCGACGAACGUUAGAGGACGACGAAAAACGAAACGUGGAAGCGUCGGUUAGUUAGCGAGCUUAGGCGUACAAGAAUGAAUCAAACGACCACGAAUUAUCAGAAUCAUUGUUAUUUUGCGCGUCGUUGAAAGGUAGAUGCGACACCACAUCGCUAUCCGAAUUGUCUUUCAACGUAAUGGUGAACCUCGGUUGCCCAACAGUUUCGAAUCAUUGUCGUUUCAUUUCUAUGAUUUCGAUGAUACAGGCGGCAAACCCUCGAGUGGCAAAGAAAGGACUAAACAAGAAACAAGAAACUUGCUUUUCGACUCGUUUCCAAAACGUUUCCAACCUUUUUCCCCCCACACCCUCCCUUUGAAGAGAAAUAUUCUGCUUUGUGGAAGUCGAAUCGAAGAAAGUACAAGAUAGUAGAGGUAAUCGUAUAAUUAUCAGAUGCUCGGCGAUCGAUAGGGAUCUUUUUAAUUUAGCUGUGCAAACGGUUAACGAUAAUUAGCUUCACGGUUUAGAGCAGGCAUGCCCAACGCGUUGCUCGCGCAAGCCAUGAUACAUCGGGACAGAUAAUCGCCGACGUCCACGAAGCCACGGCUCUGUGGACACAAGCCACUCCUCCGCGUGUAACAUCCCAUUGAUGAAGUACGUAACGAAUGAACGCAACGUGUUUUAGAAUUUUCCUAACGCAUUCGUAAAGUAAAUAACAUAGAAUGAAUGCAAUGAAACAAAAGCAUUCGAAAGCUAAUGUAAUGGAAGCUUCCAAACUGUCAGUUCGAAAUUUUUAAACCCAGCAUUUUAUAUAUAAUAUAUAUGUAUAUUCAACCAUGAUCACUAAGUUACUUGCUUGAUUUUAUUCACUCGUACGAGUCGUCGGUAUCAUUGUAAAUAUCAGAUAGAACAUCGGCAUAUACACUCUAGUUACUCCUAGAUACUUUCAUUCUAGUAUAUUUUAGAAUUGUAAAUUUGUACGAAUUGAAAAUCGUGUUAACGUUAUGUGAAUUUGUAUCCGUGGACUAAAUACUGUUUUACGAAAGUGUUGCACUAAGGCUCGGGUCACUUUCCUACACCGAUCGACUGUUGUAAGUCGAGACGAGACUAAGGGGACGCUAGGAAUAUUCUUAUAAAAAUAUAGACACAGGUAGCAUACCGAAUGCACGAUGUGAGAUUUAACCUAGUACAAGUGUAUAAAUGAAGGGGGCGGUGAUAUAACGGGUAGAAUUGUCAAAUCAUUCAUAUGUACACCUGGUGCAAGAAUCUUGACCAUGUACUCGUUGUUCGUUUGCAUUUGUGCGUUAAAUUGAGCGAGUAAAAACGUAUAUUAAGCUGGCGUAGCCAUUUUAAAAGGCCAAUGCCAAAUAUACACGAUAUUUUUUUUGCUAUUUAUUUGCUAAUUAUUUGCCAUAGAAUUAAUUUUUUUGCUCCAGCCGUUUUCGAGAAACAAUGGCUAUGGUAGCGUAACGUUGAGCUAGCGUAGCCACUUAUUUAUCUCUGUACCUAACAAGGAUAUCGAUUCCAUUCUUGCAGCAUAUUUUUUUGCUAAUUAUUUGCUCUUAAUUCACCGAAUAUUAAUUUUUUUUGCUGCAGCCAUUUCGGAGAAACGAUGACCGCGCUAGGACAGCGUUAAUCUAGCAUAAUUAAGUGUCGCAGCUGCGUACCUAACAAAGAUAUCGAUACAUUAGUACGUAGCCGCGACACUUAGUUAUGCUAGAUUAACGCUGUCCUAGCGCAGUCAUCGUUUCUCCGAAAUGACUGCAGCAAAAAAAAAAAUUAAUAUUCGGUGAAUUAAGAGCAAAUAAUUAGCAAAAAAAUAUGCUGCAAGAAUAGAAUCGAUAUCCUUGUUUGGUACAGAGAUACAUAAGUGGCUACGCUAGCUCAACAUUACGCUAGCAUAGCCAUUGUUUCUCGAAAACGGCUGGAGCAAAAAAAUUAAUUCUUUGUUUUUUCUUAAUUAACAAAUAAGUAGCAAAAAAAUAUCGUGUUAAUUUGGCAUUGGCUUUUUGAAAUGGCUACGCCAGCUUAAUACACGUUGAGUAAAAAUCCUGGUAAAGAUCUCACAACCAGCGGCGGGAGCGAUGAAGAAUCUCACGCGCAUCAGCCUUGCGCAUCGCGCGCCUGGGAAGGGGACUUCCCCCACUACGCCAGCAACGCUCCGCGUGCCUGCGGCGCGGGGCAGUAGUGCUUCGGAUCUCGUGGGUGAAUGUUGGAGUCACGUGUUUGCAAACUUUCGAGCAAGUGAAUUUUUGGUGUACUUCAAAGACUAGCGGGUUGUUAUCGAGGUCGAGAGUGAAACAAUAGGAACUAUUACAUCACAUUCUGCUAACAAGGAACGUCACCCAAUAUUAACGCACUGAUCUUAAUCAAAGCUUGGUACAAGUGUAAAGCAUUGAAAAAUAUUUAUACACUUAUUUUUGUUAUAUUAGAAAUAUUUUAUUUGCAACUUCGAGGGUAGCUUUCACCUCUUGAAUACGAAUAUCUAUGAAUAUCUCUAUCUAUGUACCAAGUUUGAUCAAAAUCAACGUGUUGGGAAUGGAUGGUAUUUCUUGAAAGGAAAAUGUGAAAAAAUUGUACGAGGCAUUACUGCAGCGUGGACACGUGUUCUUUCACUUGGUGUACAGAGUCAAUAUGCCAAGCGUACAACGCUGCAUUCACAUUGCUUCGAACGAACCCUUCCUGUCGUGUCUUUGCUGGGAACAGUUGGGCAUGCCUGGCUUAGAGUAAUUGGCCAGCGAUGAUGGAUGCAAUUCCCAACGACGAUAAUGGCAUGGCUCCUCGUGAUUAAGUAAUGGUCUUAUUAAUGUCAAGAGCAAUCUUCAUCGCGUGCAGUGAACGAUUCCGUCAGGCUUAGGGCUCUUUCGCGCGUCUCCCACGCCGUUAAUCGACGGCUGACCUCAACCCCUACACGGGUUAAAAGAGUAAGCCUUCCUAGACGCGUGGAAGUCAUACGUAUAUUCAACAAUUUUUUUCUGAAACAAUUGAGUUAACUAAUUCAAAUAUUUAAAACAAAAAAUUAUUUAAUACAGCUGCAAUUGUCGCGCGUCCAAGGUGGCUUCUUCGCUUAAUUAGGUUUGCCGAUAAAACGCGAAUCAGCGAGACUAUCCGUGGCUCAAUCGUUGGAAUUAGCUUCGUCGGUGCUCUGGAAAUGUAAUUCCCUUAAAAGGGUAAACCAUUGAAGUCUUUGGGGAGCGAGAACCGCGUUCCUGAAUCGUUCGAAGUUCGCGUGGAUGUCGUAGUUUGCAACGCGUCGUAACGAUUUCUGCUCAAGAACGUUGGGUUUCGUCAACGUCGUCGUUUUCGCGACAGCACCAGCUGCGUGUAUAUUUACAUUCUGUGUUCGAAAUGGUGGAAUUAUUUAGUUCUGCUCUUUAAGCCGAUCGUUGCUCGGAUUACCGAAGGAUCGCGAGGACGAAAGUACUGUCUACAAUUUUUUGCGAUCGCGAGACUAUCGAUUUUCUGUCGGUGCACAGGAGUUCAUCGCGGUAUCUCUCAUAUACAGUGCCGUCUUAAGUUAUGCAAAAUUAUUCAAAAUUGAACACAUUUGUGGCGACACUGAUCCCUAAAAUUCGUCAUUGUCUAUGUCGACGUUCCUUCGACAAAAUUAUCGAUUGCAGCUUUUCGGAUUCUUUCUUUUUCGUAAUCUGUAAUACUUGAACAAAGUCAAUUUAAUUAAAUCAGUUAAGACGUUCCUGUGCAUACGCGUCUAGGAAUUGAGUAAUUGUUCUGCUUCCGUCUCUUCGUAUCAUUUUCCCCUUGGGCAAAGAGACCCUACUAGGCUAGUGCAGAGAUAAAUCAAGGAAUCACCAAGUGCUAACCGCGCGAUCAGCAGCUGGUUCGUUGGGAUUCGUCGAGUGAUCGAUGAGUUGUGUUUUUUUUUUUUCUUGGACGUUGGUGUUUAGCUCAGGCUCUUUACGGGACGUUGGAAAAAUUCGAAUGCGCGGAAUCGGGACACGUGACUUCUGGAGAUCGUCUGUCUGACGCAGACGAUACUUGUAUUCUCCGAAGAAGGUCCUCGUCGAGAGAUUAGACGCCCAGACGAAGGCAAAAGGAAGGGAAAAAAGGGGGAAGCAGUUUUCGAAAGUAAACUCCUCGAAUUCGUAAAAAUAUUCCUCCCUGUCCGCCCCAUCCAGCCUCCCCUAGCGUCCACGAUUAUUUUCUAAGAACGCUCGAUCGCUAAGAGGAGUCUAAAGAAUAUUUAAAUGUUUCUAAUGUUGUGUAAAUAAAAAAGAAAGCCGAGAGUGCAUAUCGCGAAAACGCUGUGAGAAACGGUGUGAGAGGGAGGGAGUGAAGUGGAGAGAGAAUAAAAAUGUUUGUGUUUUGA